Molecule: messenger RNA, 750 nt
Organism: Plasmodium falciparum 3D7
Lineage: Eukaryota; Apicomplexa; Aconoidasida; Haemosporida; Plasmodiidae
Source: RefSeq, a predicted model, not a curated record
AUGUUGGAUAAUUUUAUUCAACAUUUUGUAAAGAAGUCAUCAAACAAUGCUGGCGUAACAAAUGUAUACGAUAAAGGGAAUAAUAUGAAUGAUACAAAUAAUGUAGAUAAUAUGGAUGAUACAAAUAAUAUGGAUAAUAUAGAUAAUAUAGAUAAUACAAAUAAUAGUGAUAAUACAAAUAAUAGUGAUAAUACAAAUAAUAUAGAUAAUACAAAUAAUUUAAAUAAUAAUAUGAAUAGUGUUAAUAGUAAUAACAUCUUUAAUAUUUUCAAAAAAGGUGAGGAAGAAGGGUGCAAAGGGGAACUCGAACAAAAAUUAAUUAAUGGACAGAAAUUUUUAAAAAAUGAUUUACAUGAGAUAAAUGAAUAUAAUAAUAAUAAUAAUGAUCAAAGUUUUGUUAACUUACGUAAUGGUCAACAUACUGAUUAUACCAUGUACAUGUUUGAAAGUAAAGGAAUAGUAUCAAAUGAUUUCUACAGAAUAUUAUAUGAAUGUGCCCAAGCUUCUUCAGCCAAACCUUAUUUAGUAGAUGUAUGUGUAAAUAAAUACUUUAAAAAAUAUAAAAUAAAAUUUUCACAAACAUGCUUAAGUUGUUUUUCUACAUUUAUUGGAUGUACCUUCAUUUCUUGUAAUAAACAAUGUUCAAAAAAUCAAUGUAAUGAUGAAUGUAAAGUGUGUAGUGACAAGCAUUGUUUUAAGAAAUUAUUGGAAUGUACAAAAUUGGAGGCUUUACCCGAUCCAUGUACAUAA